UCUUGCUGUUUAGGUUUUUGUACUGCAUCCAGCUCUGUGGCAUGAUGAGCAACUCACAGAAUUAGCAUGAAAUGAAGAUACAUCUCUCUCUUACUCCAUACUCGGGAGGGACUUAAUGUUGAUUUGGCUUUGUGGUGGUGUACAAAGUUUAGGUAAAUGAAAUGGGCCAAUCAGCAAGCAAGGAAAAAUGAAUAAAAGAUGGAUUCAUUGUGCUGGUGCUGGAUGGUCCCUUCUGGCCUUAAAUUCUAAAAAGGAAAACGGACGAUGCAUCACUAAACUGGAAAAUAUGGGGUUUAGAGUAGGACAAGGAUUAAUCGAAAGGUUUACCAAAGACACUGCCAGAUUCAAGGAUGAAUUAGAUAUUAUGAAGUUCAUCUGCAAAGAUUUUUGGACUACUGUAUUCAAAAAGCAAAUUGAUAAUCUAAGGACCAAUCAUCAGGGUAUCUAUGUACUUCAGGACAACAAAUUUCGUCUCUUGACUCAGAUGUCUACAGGAAAACAGUAUUUAGAAUAUGCACCUAAGUAUCUGGCAUUCACCUGUGGACUAAUCAGAGGUGGCUUAUCAAAUCUGGGAAUCAAGAGUAUUGUGACAGCUGAAGUUUCAGCAAUGCCUGCAUGUAAAUUUCAGGUGAUGAUACAGAAGAUGUAGAACAUGUUCAGAUCUGUGUAUCUGUCCUUUUAAAAAAACCCUGUGUACACUAAAGAUGUCUUGAUUAAUUUAGCUUCACUUGUAUACCUUAUAAAUUAUAGUAGCAUGCAGCACAAUUCCUGCAUUAUGUAAAGUAAAUAUUAACUUAAUAAAAAUAGCUUAACACUAUAUUAGUAUCUUGGUAUGAAAUGAGUACGUUCUGUACUAAGACAUUAAAUAUCCACCACAGUACACAUUCAAUUGAUUAAAUAACUUUAAUAAACACAUGCAUUUCA
Mauremys mutica (yellowpond turtle) is the source of this 924-nucleotide messenger RNA. It is a transcript of the gene TRAPPC6B, whose product is annotated as trafficking protein particle complex subunit 6B. The transcript is spliced from 6 exons. Bases 188 to 649 code for a protein of 153 amino acids. Gene Ontology annotation, biological process: regulation of GTPase activity; endoplasmic reticulum to Golgi vesicle-mediated transport. Lineage: Eukaryota; Metazoa; Chordata; Testudines; Geoemydidae. Gene Ontology annotation, cellular component: cis-Golgi network; trans-Golgi network; TRAPP complex. The record is from RefSeq and is a predicted model, not a curated record.